Molecule: messenger RNA, 178 nt
Organism: Funneliformis geosporum
Lineage: Eukaryota; Fungi; Glomeromycota; Glomeromycetes; Glomerales; Glomeraceae
Source: the annotation of a GenBank genome assembly
AUGUCUGCUGCUAUAGUAGACAUAUUUGACAUUUUAGAUAUACACUGUAAAACUGAAGAAUUUUAUCCUAAAAUUUCUGAACUUUAUUAUACUUUACCUUCUAAAAAGUAUCCAAUUCCUGAUAACCUUUCUAUAAAAACUACAUGGGGACGCAGAAAUAAUCAGCAAACAGUUCAAU